AGGCUUUGACUAAAAUAUAUUAAUUGAUUUCUUAGCUGAGUAUCAACAAGAUUUCCUACACAAGCUACAGUGUUCAGUUGAGAUUCUCUUUAUAGUCAGUUCAGUCUGUUGAACAAAUAUAUUAAAAGAUUUAUGAGUUAUGAGAAAAAACUUCGUUUAUUACCAGGAUUUCAUACGCGAGAUCGCAGAGAAUAUAGGAAAACAGAUGCACAUGAGAUUUUGCUGAGAAAAAAACCGACUUAUUUUUAUUCUACAAGCACCCAAUUUUCAAGCUAUUAAUAGUACAGAAACUAUAUGCUAUGGUAAUCAAAUCUAACCGGGCUUGAGAUAUGCAAAAAGACAAAUGUUCAUCAAGUUUCAACCAGAUUGAGGCACAUCAGAACCCAUUCACAUCACCCAUUUCUAUAUCGAAUAGUCAAAUCCAAUCAAGGAGCUGCCUUUACAAAACGCCUUUGGAAAUUAAAAUACCCACUGCAAGGGUAUAACAACACAUGGAGCGCAUUGACGCUGUUGGCAAAACCUAAACAAAAACAAAAACAGUCGAAAAAAAAAAUGAAACAACAACAACAAGAAAAGGCACAUUGAACAAAAGUGAGAGUGAUUUCCAAACAGUUUUUUGCCAUCGUUUUUUUUUUCGGUUUUUUAUUUUCUGUUUUCUGUUGACGCUUUUUAUUGAAGCCACAAGGCAAACGGUUUGCAUAUCGCGACGCGGCGCAGCUUUUGGGACAUAGUUGAAAUACCUUUUCAUAUGACGCACCGCUGACCAGCCCCAAAAGCCGCCAAAACCCGCCACACUUUUAGCCAAAUGUUGUAAUCGUGUGUGUGUGUAUUUGUGUGUGUGUGUAUUUUACAGUUUCUUAACAUUAGACACACCGUUUCUGCUACUUCGCUAAAUGCUAGCCACAAAGACUUCGACAGCUGAUCAUGUUUUGGCCAAAACAACUGCCGCUCACUGUUAGCCUCUGGCUGUUGCUUUGCCUGCUGCAAUCUGAGAAUGUGAAUGGUUUUAUAGUGCCGCAGGAACUACAAUCGGCGCUCUCCCUGGUUUACUCCAAUAUACCGCCCAUUAAAAAAGGCACCGAUUCGCGUCUGGGCUUUGGCUUUCGCUUGGGCGAGCAUGCGGACUUUCAGGUGCUGCUCGAGCUGGGACCGCAAAAGAACACCCGUCCGCUCGGUGAGCCCAGCAAGGACGAUCAGUCCUUUAACAAGCGCCAGGUGAGCGCCAGCGAACAACGCGAGCAACUGCGUCAACAGCAGCUGUUGACCAGCACCGAGCGCACGGCGGCCAGCUGGCUGGAGACCUGGUCCAAGGGCAUGAAGCCGCAGCCGGCCAAGGCCAAGCUCAAGCCGGGCAACAAGCAGACCGCAAAGCUGGCGCUGCCCACGCGACCCGCCCUGGCAACGGAUGCAGUGCAGCAGCUGCAGCUGCUCUACAAAAUGGCCACAAAAGAGACGCCAUCAACGUCUACGGAGCAGCCACCUGCAGCUGAAACUCCCAAUUUGGACCCGCCGCGUGGCUUCAAGUUGCCACCGCCUGCGCUCGCACAGGACACCAACUCCUUGGGCAACAGCAAGCCCACAAAGAGCAGGGCCGAAAUCACCAAGGAGCUCAUGAAUGUCAGUCUAGAGGCUUAGCUUGUAACCUAACUCUAAAUUUUACAUAUUUAGUGUGUAAAUAUGCGGGGUUUAUCAAAAGUAUUUGUAAAUAAAUCAAGUUUUGUCAGUUCGGUUGCUGCAGAAUAUUUUAAACUAAUAAAUAACACAAAAUAUA
This is a messenger RNA of Drosophila virilis, 1771 nucleotides long. The record is from RefSeq and is a predicted model, not a curated record. Lineage: Eukaryota; Metazoa; Arthropoda; Insecta; Diptera; Drosophilidae.